Beta vulgaris subsp. vulgaris (sugar beet) is the source of this 1062-nucleotide messenger RNA. RefSeq lists its product as uncharacterized. The record is from RefSeq and is a predicted model, not a curated record. NCBI's taxonomy places the organism in Eukaryota, Viridiplantae, Streptophyta, Magnoliopsida, Caryophyllales, Amaranthaceae. The transcript has 2 exons. The coding region runs from base 1 to 1062 and encodes 353 amino acids.
AUGAGCGGCGAAAGCUCAAAACGGUCUGGUCCAGAUGAAGGUGUGAGCUCAAAACGUCCUGACGGCGUCAAGAAAGUUAAGAGUAGGAGAAAAGCCCCAAUAUCCAGUUCUACAUCUCCAUCUCCAUCCUCUUCGGAAUUUACGAGGAGGAUUCGUGUGGGAGAGGACUUACUUGAUUAUCAAAAGGAGCGUGAUGCCUUGAGAGAAUCAACGAAAGAGGAAGAUAGAAAGUUCAAAAUUUGGAAUAUAUUAAUGGCUAAGUCUUCCCUUGAUCCGAAUGAGAGAGAGAUGCAUGUUUUCCUUCGUAUUGUCAAAGGUGUAACAAUUCAAGAUGAUAAAUUCUUUACGCAAAAACCAGAUGCUACUGGAAAGAUGGGUGCAUCUAAACUACAAAAAUGCACUGCGGCUAUCAGGAUGUUGGCAUAUGGUUCAUCCUCUGAUGCUGUUGACGAGUACCUGAAAAUUGCUUCAAGUACCGCUAGAGAGUGCCUUCUUCAUUUUGUCGAAGCGGUUGUUGCUAGAUUUGGAGAUGAAUACUUGAGGAAGGCAAAUGCAAAUGACAUUGAACGUCUCCUACAUGAAGGCGAGCGUCGUGGCUUCCCAGGCAUGAUGGGAAGCAUCGAUUGCAUGCACUGGAACUGGAAGAAUUGUCCUUGGGGCUGGAAAGGAAUGUAUCAAGGAAGAAGCAAAACAACAACCAUAAUCUUAGAAGCGGUUACUUCAAGUGACUUAUGGAUAUGGCAUGCUUUUUUUGGCACCCCGGGUUCAUGCAAUGAUAUAAACGUAUUGCAGAGGUCUCCCGUCUUUGAUGAUGUCCUACAAGGAAGAGCCCCAGAGGUCAACUUCUCGGUGAACGGGACUACUUAUAACAUGGGUUACUAUCUUACUGAUGGCAUCUACCCGAGAUGGUCAGCAUUCAUCCCCGCAAUAAAGCUCCCCCAAACCCCUAAACAAAGAUUAUUCACACAACAUCAAGAAGCUGUUAGAAAAGAUGUAGAGCGUGCAUUUGGAGUAUUGCAAGCUAGAUUUACAAUCAUCGAAACCCGCUCUCGCGUGGGAUAA